Syzygium oleosum is the source of this 990-nucleotide messenger RNA. Its product is annotated as peroxidase 5-like. Gene Ontology annotation, biological process: hydrogen peroxide catabolic process; response to oxidative stress. The record is from RefSeq and is a predicted model, not a curated record. The transcript is spliced from 2 exons. Lineage: Eukaryota; Viridiplantae; Streptophyta; Magnoliopsida; Myrtales; Myrtaceae. Gene Ontology annotation, molecular function: peroxidase activity; heme binding. Bases 1 to 990 code for a protein of 329 amino acids. Gene Ontology annotation, cellular component: plasmodesma; plant-type cell wall.
AUGGCUUCCAUUGCGGCGGGGUUUCAUGCGCUCGCGUUGAUUCUCUUUGUAUCGGUUUCUGCAAUGGCGGCUCCACCCCUAAAGGUGGGAUACUACCUAUAUACUUGCCCGUUGGCAGAACUUAUCAUCAGCAAAACCGUGUCCGAUGCAGUCUCGAGGAACCCUGGGAUGGCGGCCGGUCUGGUUCGCAUGCAUUUUCACGACUGCUUUGUUAGGGGCUGUGAUGCUUCAGUGCUCUUAAAAUCAACCCCAGGAAACCCGGCAGAAAGAGAUCACCCCGCAAACAACCCUAGCCUCCGAGGGUUUGAAAUCAUCGAUCAGGCCAAGGCCCAGCUUGAAGCCUUGUGCCCCAUGACCGUCUCGUGCGCUGACAUCAUCGCUUUCGCCGCCCGUGACAGUGCCCACAAGACUGGGGGUAUAUACUACAACGUCCCUGCUGGCCGCCGCGACGGCCGCGUCUCUCGCCUCGCGGAAGUUCCACAGAACCUCCCGCCGCCAACCUUCAAUGCCCAACAGCUCAUUGCCAACUUCGCUAGGAAAGGGCUCUCGGUGGAUGAGAUGGUGACCCUCUCAGGAGCGCACUCGAUCGGAGUCUCCCACUGCUCUUCCUUCUCAAGCCGCCUCUACGCGUUCAACGUCACCUUCGCCCAAGAUCCUUCCUUGGACCCUGCGUACGCCGCUUAUUUGAAGACCAAGUGCCCGCCACCGAGCAAUGCGAACCAGGCAAACCCGACCGUGCCACUUGAUAGCAUCACAGCCAACACUUUGGACAACAGCUACUACCUUCAGUUGUUGAAGCUCCGCGGCUUGUUGACUUCAGACGAGACGUUGUACACUAGUCCCUCAACUUCGGGGAUGGUCGUGAACAAUGUGAAGAACGGCUUUGGUUGGAGCAUGAAGUUCGCCAACGCAAUGGUGAAGAUGGGCUCGAUCGACGUGCUCACUGGUAAUCAAGGAGAGAUCAGGAAGCUGUGCAGUGUUGUGAAUUGA